Messenger RNA from Quercus lobata, 2723 nucleotides. RefSeq names its product microfibrillar-associated protein 1-like. The record is from RefSeq and is a predicted model, not a curated record. The coding region runs from base 407 to 1708 and encodes 433 amino acids. Lineage: Eukaryota; Viridiplantae; Streptophyta; Magnoliopsida; Fagales; Fagaceae. The transcript has 3 exons.
UCUCUUCUCUCCGCACUACCUUCCACUUCUCCAUUUUGCCAUUCUCCCCAGAACUUUCUUCUUCUUCUUCUCUCAGAAACAAAGUUGCACACAAGCGGUGCCACAACCUUAUUCUUCUGCAUUUCUUUUAGUCUCUCAGAAACAAACUUCAAGAAUCCCAAAAACGUUUAACCCAAAAAAAACACAAUCUUCUUGAUGCUGUUUGGGUGCUGAGAAAGUGUGGGAAAGCAAAGGGAAAUAGGUUUUUUUUUUUCUUAUUUUGGGAUUACAGACCUGGUAAUUGUCAAUGUUUGAGGGUUGAACUCUGAUGAAUUAGGAUUUGAAACAGGGAAGAGCAGGGAGGUUUCUGUCAGUUCUUUUUCCCUUUUGGCACUCUUAUUAUUCUGGGCUUGUAUCACAAAUUACAAUGUCGGUGACAGCAGGUGUUAGUGAUACUAUAAUUGCCAUUAGGGAUAAGCUUAGGGGAAAAAUUGGGCAAACAAAAGUUAAAAGGUAUUGGCCUGGUAGAGCACCUGAAUGGGCUGAUGAUGCCCAUGAAGAUGGAGAUGUUCAGAUGGAUAGAGUGGUCGCUCUGGAACAAGCGUUCCCGAGUCAGGAAGACUCAAAUAUUGUUAGGAAGGAUGAUGCUAGGCUGCGUCGCUUGGCUCAGAGUAGGAUAGAUAAUCGUGAGGAAGUGAGAGCUGAUCACCGGCGCAUUCGACAAGCUGAGAUUGUUUCAACAAUUGAAGAGGAAGCUAGAAGGCAGGAAAAGUUAGAUAUGGAGGAAGAUGAUGCAGAUGCUUUAGAGGAAAGGAGAAGAAGAAUUAGGGAGAAGUUGCUUCAGGAGCAGGAAGAGGCUGCAUUUCUGGAAGAAGAGGAGGAGGAGGUAGAGGAGGAGGAGGAGGAGGAAGAGGAAUCUGAAUAUGAGACCAACUCGGAGGAAGAACAUGUGGGUAUUGCAAUGGUUAAGCCUGUCUUUGUUCCCAAGUCAGAGAGGGAUACCAUUGCUGAGCGGGAACGUCUUGAGGCUGAGGAACGGGCCCUUGAGGAAUCAAAGAAGAAGAGAUUGGAGGAGAGGAAGAUGCAGACCAAGCAGAUUGUGGUUGAGGAGAUCCGAAAGGAUGAAGAGAUUCAUAAGAAUUUGGAAAUGGAGGCAAAUAUUGCUGAUGUAGAUACUGAUGAUGAAAUUAAUGAGGCAGAGGAGUAUGAAGCUUGGAAGGUGAGGGAGAUUGCUAGGAUCAAGAGGGAUAGGGAGGACCGUGAGUCAAUGUUGAAGGAGAAGGAAGAGAUUGAGAGGGUGAGAAACAUGACGGAGGAAGAGAGGAGGGAGUGGGAGAGGAAGAAUCCAAAACCUGCUCCACCACCAAAGCAGAAAUGGAGGUUCAUGCAGAAAUAUUACCACAAGGGUGUAUUCUUCCAGUCAAAUGCUGAUGACACUGCUGCAACUGCUGGAUCAGAUAAUAUUUACACUCGGGAUUUCUCUGCCCCAACUGGAGAAGAUAAGAUGGACAAGACAAUAUUGCCUAAGGUCAUGCAGGUCAAGCACUUUGGUCGUAGUGGAAGGACAAAAUGGACUCAUCUUGUCAAUGAGGAUACAACCGACUGGGACAACCCGUGGACAUACAAUGAUCCUCUACGCACAAAAUACAAUGCAAAAAUGGCUGGAAUGAAUGCACCUAUAGCGAAACCUAAAGGAAGCAAGAAAUUGAAGGAUUGGGAGUCUCGUUGAUUUUAGAGCACGUAUAGAAAGUAUUCCUGUAGCCUUUUUAUCAAUCAUCUUAUUGGAGAAUUGAAUAUGUAGGCUUGAUAGCCUCCUUUUGUACUAAUUUUAGAAGCAGGCUAAGGCGGUUAUUAUGAAUUCAAAGCAACUAAGGCAGGUGAAGAUAGCUUGAGUUUUGUGGACAGAAAUGCACCUUAGAAUAUUUCAACAUGAGAUUACGAUUUGGUGACCUCAGAAAUACACAGGGAGGGGAAUAGACGUGUUUGAUCAUUUUGACUUGCAUUGUUUCAGUUUGUAGGAAAGCCACUUCAUUUGAAAUUGAGAUAAGUUAUUUUGAUUAAAAUUUUAUUUUUUGAAUUUAAGAGUGCACUGAUUGUCUUGUCAUUUAAAGUUUUAAAUGAUGGCAGUAGGAAUAUCUAAAUCAUGAAAUGGUUCUAUUUAAAUGGAGAUGAUCAUUUUUUGAAAGAAAACCACUGCCCACUAAGGAGUUUCUCCUUCUAAUCAUGAUGGAUAAGUGGAAAAACCAACUGUUAAGGUUCCGGUUAAUUAACCAAUUGAUUAAUCAUAUUUCUUUUAAGUUGUAUAUAACUGUUGUGCCUUUUCUAGUUCUCAGUUUAUGCAUCAUUAUUGAUUGCUGUUACUGGGUCUAACUGGUUUCAUUUUAUUUCUCUUUUCAUAUUUCAGGAAAAUGAGAUCGAAUUACCAAAAUGUUGUGAGGCCGCAGUCUGGUCAAUAGGAUAGCUUUGUCAAUCAGCUAAGAAGGUUGUGAUUACCCAAUGCCAAUAGCAAGGUCGUACAUGUAUCUUCCAUCAGAUAUAUUCAGAGUAUAAUUUAGAUGUUAUCAGGCCAGGAGCAUUCAAGAGAAAUUAGGCAUUGAGCCUGCUAGAAAAAAAUAAUCGGUUUAAUUAUCACUUUGGUGCUCAAUCUUUACCCUAUGUUUUAAAAUGGUUUUUAACCUUUUUAAAUGUCUCAUUUGAGUCCUUAACCUUUUAUUUUUGUGUCAAUAUAGUUCCUUUAACUUUUA